AUGUAUGAAGACAGACGCACCGAGGCGUCAUGUACCCUCAUCAACGAAGAGCCAAAGGAAGCUCCGAGCAAACGACAUCUAUCUAAAUCUCACACGAUCAUACUCGUUGCAGACUCUAGUCUAUCAGCAUCAUCACAUGUGGCAGUUGCAUCGGCAUUCAGUCGAACAAAUCUCUCGUCAUGGCCUGUGAACGCCUUCCUUCUAAUGUCCACGACAUUCCAACCAUUAUAUGCCCGUGUAUCCGAUCAUCUCGGCCGCAAGAUACCAUACCUCACUGCCUCGGUGCUUUUUUUAAGUGGAUUAGUUGUAUGCGCCAAUACAGAUAUAUGGGCUGGUCUUAUCUUCGGGCGUGCAGUCUCUGGUCUAGGUACAGCGGGGGUUAUGACCAUGGGUACUCAUAUUCUCAAUACCAUAGUGAUGGCAAGAAGAUGCGGCUGA
Molecule: messenger RNA, 438 nt
Organism: Penicillium vulpinum
Lineage: Eukaryota; Fungi; Ascomycota; Eurotiomycetes; Eurotiales; Aspergillaceae
Exons: 2
Coding region: 1-438 (145 amino acids)
Biological process (GO): transmembrane transport; basic amino acid transport
Cellular component (GO): fungal-type vacuole membrane
Molecular function (GO): basic amino acid transmembrane transporter activity
Source: RefSeq, a predicted model, not a curated record